GAAUGUCAGCGCGCACAAUAACGGAUCAGCGCAGCGUCUCGAGCAGCACUGUGGCGUCUGUUUGUCUCAGUAUAGAACCGUUCUCCGGCGAGUUCGGGCGAUGUUUCGGGAAGUCUAGAGAGCACAGAGCAGGAACCAGUCAGAAACAUGUUCAGGGUUUACAGCCGAUGGAGCCGUUUCCUGGUGUGGUUUGCCAUCGUUAACCACCACCACCACCUGUGGACGGUUGGUGCGGCGUUCGAUUAUUGUGCCGCCUCGAAGGACCUCUGUCAGGUGGACGGGGCGCGCCAUGUUGUCUGCAAUGGGCGCAAUUUUUCUACCGUGUGUCACCAGCCGAAGCUGAUCAAGAUGACCGAGCGCUACCGGGAGCAGGUACUGGAGUUUCACAACCGACUGCGGAACAAUGUGGCGUGCGGUUACUUCCGACGCUACGCCGAAGCUAGCUCGAUGGAGCAGUUGGAAUGGAGCCCCAAGUUGGCGCGCAUGGCCGAGUACAACGCCCGGACGUGCACAUUCGCUCACGACGAGUGCCGAAAUACGCGUAAGUUGCGUGCGGUUGGACAAAACCUGGCCAUCAACUGGUUCCACGGGGUCAACGUGAGCGUGACGCAGGCCAUCGACAGUUUCCAGCGGCACUGGUACCAGGAGUACGAGAACGGCCACCAGAAGCUACUCAAUCGGUACACACAACACUCGAUCCAAGCCGGUAUCGGCCACUUCACGCAGAUGAUACACGCCGACACGCAAUCCGUCGGCUGCGCUAUGGUACGCUUCGCUGGCACAAGGCAGGGAGUGACCGUGACGCAGUACUAUCUCGUGUGCAACUACUCCGAAGGUAACCUGUACGAGAGGCCCGUCUACCGGAAGGGCAAACGGUGCAGCAAGUGUAAGUACGGUUGCUCCGCUGCCGCUGCCUACAAAUGCUUGUGUCGAAAGCAAUAGUAGUGGCCCGGGGUGACCACACUAAUCCAUCCUCCAAACCACUUCACCGUUGCGCCGCGCUUGCCAAGUGGCUAUCGGGGCGCCACUCUAGCUUCACUAACACAUUAACGUCGUACUAGGAGACCGUGGGUCAGUCAAUGUGGCUCGAAUAAA
Messenger RNA from Anopheles cruzii, 1095 nucleotides. Its product is annotated as antigen 5 like allergen Cul n 1-like. The transcript has 2 exons. NCBI's taxonomy places the organism in Eukaryota, Metazoa, Arthropoda, Insecta, Diptera, Culicidae. The record is from RefSeq and is a predicted model, not a curated record. The coding region runs from base 148 to 942 and encodes 264 amino acids.